This is a messenger RNA of Spizellomyces punctatus DAOM BR117, 1262 nucleotides long. RefSeq lists its product as uncharacterized. The record is from RefSeq and is a predicted model, not a curated record. NCBI's taxonomy places the organism in Eukaryota, Fungi, Chytridiomycota, Chytridiomycetes, Spizellomycetales, Spizellomycetaceae. The transcript is spliced from 3 exons. The coding region runs from base 274 to 1128 and encodes 284 amino acids.
GUUUUGUUCUUCUUUUUGAGUAUUCCUCCAAGGACGGUGGAGAUCCGUACGCAGCUGCAUUUGCACUAGAAACUGUGUGCAAGGAGUUUGGCAGGUCUUGGUUUUUGAAUGCUGGAAACCAUGUCAUGAGGAACCAGUAGUCGAUGUCGUGUGCGGGCAUUCAGGACAACGUUCCGGUAUGGGCGGACAGCAAGGUUUCUCCACCAUCCAUAUGCGUCGAACCGAGACAACGUUCAUGGUCUUCCCUUGAGCUUAAAACCUUUGAAUGUUCCUAUGACCGACCCAGCCCUCCACUGCGUUGUGGCGCAGUCUAGAUCAUGUCAUCCUGUUUAUGACAGUUUUCCCCAUCUGUUCCACUCGACAUCUCGCAAACGUCGUCGCAGUCAAGCGCUACUGAUACCUGAUACCAUGAGCAUGAGCAAUCCCUUGAGUGACAGUGUCGCUAGAUCUUCGAAUGGAACCUUUACAGAGUUUGAUCAAAGCGUUUUGCUAGAAGAUUAUUACAAAAGCAAGGGCGUGGCUGCGAGACCCGGUCUAUGUCUUGGGUAUUCCUUGGAAUGGAUAUCAAAGACGUUGCAGGGAAAACAAGGUGAAUUCUAUGAGAAGGCUGGAGAUUUGGAGACUAUCGAGCGACUCAGCAAAAUAAAUCGUAAAUUUCCCGCUCUGAUCUCAUACCACUCAGUUUCCCCUCUGGUCAAAGAAAUUGCCGCACCACUGGCCCUGCGUGUGCGAAAGGACGAGACUGAUCCCGUGGGUGCGUAUACUUGGAUAAGGGAAGACAACCGGUUUAUAACCAAUAAAUGCGAACCAUUCGGCUCCCUGAUCUUCCUUCCGUCGGAGUCUGAGGAUAGGAUAGGACACACUGUUGCUGUGACAAGCUACAUCGAGUCAACCGAGUGGGUAUGGUCUUACUUUGACCCGAAUCAAGGCCAGAUGACAAUUAAACGACCUUUUGACGGGAAAAUUUGUGGACGUUACUAUGAAGAGAUGCCCGAAGGAUCUGAUACUCGCAUGAUGAUAUACAAGGAAGAGGCUGAUGCUGAUGUGUGGUUUCGCCAGCUACUCGAGUAUGAGAACGCAAACGGUUUCGUUCGGAGGAAAAGGAUUGAUGUGUGUCCGCGAGACUGAAAUCGGUAGUAUAGUGGCGGUGAUAAUGCAACGAUAGGUUGGGCAACUGGAGAGGGUGAAGGGAGAUAUGUCACGCAUUGUUUCCGUUACAAUAUAUAUCACGGAUUGUUGCCGCGGAUGGGGGAAGGUUUGCU